AUGAUGUUUAGGAGAAUGAGAGGGAGAUGGGAGGGGUCCAUGUUUUAAAUUAGUAUCCAGGUUUGGUAUAACUUCACUCACAAUCUUUAAGCUUUAUAUAUCACCUGAUAUUUGAUAUUCACUCACUCUUUUCUCAACUCAACUGCUACCACAGCGAAAACAUUCUCCAUUUUUCAGGGCUUCAGACACAAGUUUCACUUUACAUGAUCUAGGUUUCCUGCAAUGGGAAAAUCUGCAGGAAAUUGGAUCAAGACUGUAAUCUUUAGGAAGAAAUCAUAUAAAUCUAGCUUUUCAAAUAGAGCUGCAGUGAAGGAGGCAUUUGCUAUUUCUAAAGGAUCAACUGCUGACUUGACAUUGAGUCCUCCUGUAAUCUCAGAUCCACUAUCUCAUGUGUCAGAUAAAAAUGAUACAGAAGAAACUAUGGGGUUGGAUUUUCCAGACACUUCAGAGGACAUCAGGCAAGAGCAAGCUGCCACAGAGGUUCAGGCUGCUUUCAGGGGCUAUUUGGCUCGCAGGUCAUUUCAUGUCCUCAAGGGUAUCAUAAGACUUCAAGCACUCUUUCGUGGACACUUGGUAAGGAGACAAGCUGUUGCUACUUUGCACUGCUUGCAAGGGAUUGUUAAGUUGCAGGCUCUAAUUCGGGGACGAGGGGUUAGAGUUCUGGACAAUGGGCAGGAAGCACUCACAAAGGGAAGUCCAGGAAGGUUUCUGGAUGAUGCUAAGCAAGUUCAUCCAUUUGAAUUAGAUACAGCAACCAGGCCUGGGAAGCUAUACACAAAUGCUUUUAUCUGUAAGCUUCUAGCUUCAUCAUCCACUGCUAUGCCCCUGAACCUCCAUUAUGAUGUGGUCGAACAAAACUCAGCUUGGAACUGGCUAGAACGGUGGUCAAAAUUCCUUUUCCAGGAAUCAUUUCCACAGAAAAAGCGGGUUCUUGACACAAGGUCUAGUUUAAAGCAGCCCAGCACUCAAAGCAUGCAUAACGAUGGCAGGCAGAAACGAGGUGUGUGGAGGAUUCCUGCUGUCAAUGCUGACAAUAACUCAUUGCGUUCUGUUACUGAGUUUGGAAAGCCUAAGAACAACAUGAGAAAACCUUGGAGUAAUCAAACAAAAUCAGCACAGGAAAACCCUCCAAGUGAACUUGAGAGGGUAAGGAAAAGUUUGAGGAAAAUCUCUGCAUCCAGCCCAGGGGCUCCCGAUGGCUCAGAAACUGUGACUGAAAAGCCAAAGCUAAGCCCAAUAAAGGUGCCAGGAUCUCCUACUCAUGAUGUUCUCAUGAAUAUCACAGAUAAUCCUUCGAAUAAGACGAGUGAUCCCAUGGUUUCAUUGACAAAAGAUAUAGAAAAAGUUGAGACAGAAACUUCUCCUAAACCAUUGACAACGAAGGAGACUGUUAGUUUGCAGAAUGAGAAGCUGCCCAAUGCUCAGUUUAAUCAUCUGGAAAGUAGUGCUGAUAACAUUCACGUGGUGGUUGAGGAUAUAAAUUCAAAGGAGGAAUGUAGCAAGGAUAGUACGACAACUAGGAGGAGAAGAUCUUCAACAAAACAGGAAUACCAAGAUAGUGUCUCACAGAACGCAACAACAGUUCCAAGCUAUAUGGCGGCAACUGAAUCUGCAAAAGCAAAACUUAGAGGACAAGGAUCUCCAAGGAUUGUUCAAGAUGGGGUUGAAUUUUUUUUGAUCCGGACGCAUUCUCUUCCAGCCAGCAAGGGUGGCGAAUUGAAAUUAGUGUCACCCCAGACACAGAGGAAAGUUCAUACAAACAACAAGGGCAGAAGCAGAGUUGACAGAUUAUUGUUUUCCACUAAAGAUGGUAAUGAGAAGGUGAGCCAGCCAGCAUGGAAGAGGUAAAUCUUUCAGCAGUUGCUGCGAGGAAAGGCGAGUUAUCUUAUGUUUAAUUGGUAUAAAUUUAUUUGCUUUUGGUGUGUGUUUGAGUGAAUUUAUAGUCAAGGCUUUAUUAUUAACGGUGUUGGUUUCUCGCACCAUCAUGUGUACUUUAUUUGAUUACGUGUUUCCUCUGUUGCUGCAAGAUGUAAGAAACACUUCAAUGCUUUUAAAUCAUGUUGUUUUCGAAAUAAAUAUUCAGGGUUUAUAUAUUA
Messenger RNA from Populus nigra (black poplar), 2096 nucleotides. Its product is annotated as protein IQ-DOMAIN 31-like. Lineage: Eukaryota; Viridiplantae; Streptophyta; Magnoliopsida; Malpighiales; Salicaceae. The record is from RefSeq and is a predicted model, not a curated record. Gene Ontology annotation, molecular function: protein binding. Bases 223 to 1848 code for a protein of 541 amino acids. The transcript has 8 exons.